AUGUCCACACUUCCACGGAAACUGAGAUUGAAGCCAUUGUGGGGCCCUCUUUGUGUCACGCCUUGCUACAGACAUCUGGACUCUUCUGUUGCCCAAUUUCCAGUCCUAUUCAAGGGGGACAAAGGAGAGAAGGCGUCUGACCGUCCAGAAGUCACUCUCUAUCAUGUUGGGUCCUCGCAGCCUGACAUGGAGACAAUGGAGUGGAGAGAGAAGAAGCAACAACACAGAGGAACAGGUCUGGUCUGCGUUGGAGGAGGGGGAGUGAAUGAAACAGAGCUCGCAACCCCCCCUGGGACCCGUGUGUGUCCGCAGCUCCCCGAGAGGAAGACCCGACCCAGCCCAGGCACCAGAGGCUCCAGGUCCCGAGCACGGUUUGAGGACGGCACGCCACGGAUAGUGGAGGACCCCUCGGAUUUGAUUGUCUCCAAGGGGGAGCCUGCCACCCUCAACUGCAAGGCAGAGGGCCGACCCACUCCCAGUAUUGAGUGGUAUAAAGAUGGUGAGCGCGUGGAGACCGACAAAGAUGACCCCCGCUCUCACCGCAUGCUCCUGCCCAGUGGCUCCCUCUUCUUCCUGCGCAUCGUCCACGGACGACGGAGCAAACCAGACGAAGGCGUCUACACCUGUGUGGCCCGCAACUACCUGGGAGAGGCCAUUAGUCGUAAUGCUUCACUGGAAGUUGCAAUCCUGAGAGAUGAUUUCCGGCAGGCCCCGAGCGAUGUGGUGGUGGCUGCUGGUGAGCCUGCUGUGUUAGAGUGUGUGCCUCCACGUGGACACCCUGAACCCACGGUGUCCUGGAAACGCAACAACGUCCGAGUCAGCACCAAGGAUGAACGCAUCUCUAUGCGUGGGGGCAAACUUAUGAUCUCUCACACCAGAAAGAGCGACGCUGGCAUGUAUGUUUGUGUGGGCACAAAUAUGGUUGGAGAGAGAGACAGCGAUCCCGCGGAGCUGGUGGUGUACGAGCGUCCUGUGCUGGUACGAAGGCCGGUGAACCAAGUGGUCAUGGAGGAAGAGACGGUCGACUUCCUGUGUGAGGUCCAUGGAGAUCCCGCUCCCACUGUGCGAUGGCGCCGAGAAGAAGGAGAGCUUCCCCGCGGGAGGUUUGAAAUUCGCAACGGCAACAGCCUCCGUUUGUUCCGCGUGAAAGAGCAGGAUGAAGGGACGUACACCUGCACAUCUGAGAACAGUGUGGGCAAGACAGAGGCCUCAGCCAUGUUGCAGGUCCACGUUGGCCCGUUCCUUCCACCUCAGAUUGCCUCAAAGCCCCGAGACCAGAUUACCACACAGGGGAGGAGCGUCACUUUCCAAUGCGGCACCACAGGAAACCCUCCACCUGCCAUCUUCUGGCAGAAAGAGGGCAGCCAGAUGUUGUUGUUCCCUGGCCAGCCUCCAUCACAGUCCGGUCGUUACUCUGUCUCCAUGAGCGGAGAGCUGACCAUCACUGACGUCCACCCCGAGGACUCUGGUUUCUACAUCUGCCAGGCCAUCAGUGUAGCAGGAAGUGUGUUGACUAAGGCGCUGCUUGAGGUGGAGGGAGGCCCUUCAGGUCGUGUACCGCCGAUCAUUCGCCAAGGCCCGUCCAAUCAGACCGUGUCUCAGGGUGCUACAGCGCAACUGCACUGCCGUGUAAUUGGAGGGCCCUCAGUCAAGAUUUCAUGGGAGAAGGAUGGAGAGAGACUUCAGGGAAAUAAACCUCGACUGACCUUGAUGGAUAAUGGCACUUUGCAAAUCACAGAUAUAAAGGACUCGGACUCGGGGAUGUACACAUGCAUUGUAUCCAGCGCCACAGGGGAGACGAGCUGGAGUGGGAUGUUGACUGUCAGAGAAGAUGGAGUUCCUCCAGUAUCCAGAGUUUCUGAGUUCAUUCAGCUUCCAGGGCCUCCGCAGAAACCUGUAGUGACGGAGGUGACCAAAAACACCGUCACCCUCACCUGGCAGUCCAACCCACAUGAAGGCGGGGCCGCUGUCACCUCCUACAUUAUCGAAGCUUUCAGCCAGUCAGUGGGCAGCACCUGGCAAACGGUGGCGGACCAUGUGAAGCAGGAGAGGCACACAGUUGUCGAACUCUUCCCCAACACUGUUUAUCUCUUUAUUGUCCGAGCAGUCAACUCUUAUGGCCUCAGUGACCCCAGCCCGAUCUCUGAGCCUGUCAGGACGCAGGAUGGGAGUCCUACAGAACAGGGUGUGGACCACAGACAGGUGCAGAGAGAGUUAGGAGAGGUGUCUGUCUACCUGCAGAAGCCUGUGGUUCUCUCUCCUACCAGUGCCAGGAUUUCUUGGACUGUCGCCCGUCAGUCUCGGUAUGUUCAGGGUUACCGUAUAUUUUACCGGACUAUCGGCAAUUCCUGGUUGGUCCAGGAUGUGGAGGACACGUCUGACCACAGUACCAUCUUAGUAGAUCUGCAUAGCAGUACAGAGUAUGAGGUCAAGAUACGCCCUUACUUCAAUGAGCUACAGGGACAUGACAGCCUAAUGGUUCUGCUGCGUACCCCUGAGGAGGUUUCAAGUGCUCCUCCACAGGCUGUAUCAGUGGUGCAGCUCACCAACAGCUCAAGUAUUAGCGUGUCCUGGGAGCCUCCACCUCAUAAUAUUCAGAGUGGCAUCAUUCGAGAAUACAAGGUCUGGUGUCUGGGCAGCGACGUGGAUCAGGAGAACCAGAUAAACCGAACAGUGGAUGGAGCGGUUCUGUCUAUCCUGCUGACAGGCCUGCUGCCUGAUGUCCACUACUCCGUCAUGGUGGCUGCUGUGACCAGCCUGGGUGUGGGCGCUCAAAGCCCGCCUGUCAGCCUGCUUCUCACUCUCGCACAGGACAAGACUACAACGCCCGUGAAGAAAGGUGGUAAUCUCAGCAUAUCGGAGCAGAUCACAAGUGUCGUCCGCCAGCCGGCCUUCAUCGCAGGACUGGGCGUGGCCGCGUGGUUGGUGCUGAUGGGCUUCAGCGGUUGGCUGUACUGUCGCCACCGCAGGAGGAAGCAGCUGGGACACUAUACCACAUCCUUCGCAUACACUCCAGCAGUUGGCUUCGCUCACAGUGAAGGAUCUGGAAUCAUAAAUGGAGGGCCUGGCUUGUUGGGAUCAAAUAUGGGUAACUACCCCUGGCUGGCCGACUCUUGGCCCACUCCAAACCUCACUCAUAACAGCAAAGACUCAGUCAACUGCUGCUCUGGCAAACUGGACUCAGACAGAUAUUAUAACACAGUUGGUAUCAUCAACUACCCGAACCAGUCAGAGAAACGCAGCACGGCGUCCAACGACAGUCCCAUCUACAGCACCAUCAACACAGUUGCUGAGGACGACCUGCUGGCGUACUACGACACCUACUCCAGCACGUCCUACAACCAGGGUCCAGACCCGUACAGCAGCAACCCAGGGCUCUCAAACAGUGGGCUUGUGGGUCUGGAGCAGGACCUGGACCAGUGGACCAUCCAGUCUGGUCAGUCUGGGUCUGAAUAUGCCAAGCUCCAGUACACCAAGAAAAGCAACGACAAACUGGUAAAGCAGAAGUCCACUGGAUCCUCGUCCAAGUCGCCUCCUCUCACCUGGGUGGAUGUUCUGUCCCUUCCUCUUCCUGCCAAAGACAAGGGUCAUACAAAGGCAGAUAAACGAGAGGAGCAGCACAGCCCCGACAGCACUGAAGUGACAACAGAAAGCACAGAGGUGGUUCUCAUCUUCUGA
Molecule: messenger RNA, 3678 nt
Organism: Seriola dumerili (greater amberjack)
Lineage: Eukaryota; Metazoa; Chordata; Actinopteri; Carangiformes; Carangidae
Product: roundabout homolog 2-like
Exons: 23
Coding region: 1-3678 (1225 amino acids)
Molecular function (GO): protein binding
Source: RefSeq, a predicted model, not a curated record